Messenger RNA from Nezara viridula (southern green stink bug), 2109 nucleotides. NCBI's taxonomy places the organism in Eukaryota, Metazoa, Arthropoda, Insecta, Hemiptera, Pentatomidae. The record is from the annotation of a GenBank genome assembly.
AUUUUACCAUCCUCUCUCGAUUAGAGAGGUGGAAGAUGGAGGGGACUGCUGGGGCACUCCGUCAGUCGGGGUUAUGCUGGUAGUAGUCGCUCUACUUUUCAUUGCGGAUAUCCGGGCAGCUGAAGGAUGCCGCGAUCCAAUAGUGGAAAUCUUAGUUUCACCGCUGGUAAGCAAGAAGGCGCUGCGCAUCAUGGACCUCUCCUGGGACGUCGGUUCACGAUGGAGGCCGGGUGAUUGGGUUGGCCUGUACAAUGUAAACCCGAGUUGGCAAGCAAAACCUGUAUUCAGGUCUCACGCUAAUGGAGCUUUGGGGACGGUGAGAACUGGAAUUGAAGAAGGUAGGGUCUUCUUGGAGCCCUACUACCACAAGCUGUGUCUUGGCUGGUGGGCCGCCUACUGGAGUCAGAACAGCUCCCAACCAAUGGCGGUGAGCUGCCUGAGCUCCAACCCACGAUGGAUGGAAGAACUGGAGCCCCUGAUCUCCUCGCUGAGGCUGAACGAAGCCUUUAUACCAGGCACCCACGACUCCGGGGCCUUCCACCUCGCGUACAGGCCCUUCAGCGACAACAGGCUCACCAAAUAUGUCUACGCGCAGGAUGAAAGCAUCAUGGAGCAACUCAUCCAUGGAGCCCGGUACUUGGACCUUCGAAUAGGACUUUACGAUGGGAAGUUCUGGGUGAACCAUGGAAUUGCCAAAGUUCAUCCUUUAGAAUUUAUCCUUAAAGAUGUAAAAACAUUUGUUGAUAAUACAAGAGAAAUAGUGAUCCUUGACUUUCAUGAAUUUCUGAAUGGUUUCAAAGAUAGAACUGCACAUAUCAAACUGCUCGAGUUCAUCAAACGAGAGGUAGGUGAACAUCUUGCUCCUCCUCAUCUUGGAUGGAGCGUGACGCUAGGUCAGCUGUGGAAGAUGGACAAAAGGAUAAUCGCUGCAUAUAAUGAAAAGACCAUCGUGAGGGAGAGAGCCGGCGAAGUGUGGUGGCCUGUCCGCCAUGCCUGGGGCGACAAGAGGAAGAUUCAGGAUCUAUUUCUCUAUUUGAAAAAUAUAUUCUCCAGAAAUUUAAAAACUCAAGGAAUUUUCUGGAGUGCCAUGGCUGAAUUGACACCUAACUUUUGGGACGUAUUGUUGGACAAACUGAAUGGAUUACGACAACUGGCUGAUGACACCAACAAGGAUAUCACUAACUGGUUUCGUGGAGAGUGGGGUUCCAAAGCCAACGGAGUUGCUGUGGAUUUUAUUAGAUCAAGCGGAAUUGUCGAAACAGCGAUUCGCUGGAACAAGAGAAAAGCUCGAUAUUCACUGUGUGAUUAAUAGUAUUUAUGAUGCUGUGAUACUUUUUUUUAAUGUUGAUAAUAAAAAUAUUUGUGUACAAAGUUUCAGUUAAUUCUGAGACUUAGAGUCUGAUCAAAGAAAUGUUCAGUAUUUUACCAUUUUAAACACAAAAACCUAAGGAUUUAUGUGAUAUAGUUUGUAAGUUUCAAGACUGUCAAAAUCACAAUUAGUUUAUUUGGUCUGUUUUGCCUCUGAUUGCUUAAAAUAACUGUGAAUUAUUAUAUUAUAGACAGUAUACCAUCUUACAUCGGUGUAUUUCAAAUUGCUCAUUGACGGAAGACGAAUACCAGCAGACGUACAGGGAAAGGAUGCCGUUGUAGAAUUUCCUAUGAUUACUGGCAAUGCCUUCUUAAAGAAACAUCUAGAAGUGAAAAACUCUCCUCUCUGUAAUUUAAUUAAGUUUCCUAUUCGAGAGCAUUCAUAGGUGCCAGUCAUUAAACGUAAGCUCUCCUUGAUCUGAGAUAAGAAAUACGACACAGUACAGAUCACAAUGGUAUUUGGCUGCUAGAUCCUUAAUGGCGGAACAUGAAAAAAAAAUUGUGAAAACUAACAAAAAAAUUAAACAAAUGAACAAAGAUAUGGGAAUAACAAAUAGAUCACUCAUAUUUACCCAUUUAUUAUCAUGACUGAUUGUAGAACUUGCCUGUCCGAAGAGAUGUGGUUCUAUAGUUUGUGUAUUAUUUUUUUUUAAACUCUAAGAUAGAUAUUAAAAGUUUGUAUCUUUAAAUAAAUAAAAUAUGUAUUUAAUAGAUAAAUUUGUAUUUAUUUCUUAAUAAAAC